AUGGGUCUCUCGGAGUAUAGACAACACAAAGCCGACUGCAAGCGCAAGCAGUCGGAACGCGCCUCCAAGAUCGCGACAAUCCCCACGCCGUACCUCUACCCGUUGUCGUCGCAAGAACGCUCCAUCCUCGGUAAACCUAUCCAGGAGCUCGUCCAAGAUGUCCACAAGCAAAUCACUAGCCCCGUCGAUAUCCUACGCACAUACGGCAAAGUCGCGAUAAAGGCACAGGAAAAGACGAAUUGCGUGACGGAGAUACUCUUCCCAGAAGCCGAAGAAUGGGCCAAGAACGAGGUCAAUCUAAAGGGACCGCUUGCCGGCAUUCCUGUGUCGUUGAAGGACUCGAUACAAGUCAAGGGCUUUGAUAUCUCGGUCGGUUAUUCCAGGAAUACCGGGAAACCUGCUACAGAAGAUGGAGUCAUGGUGAAAAUAUUGAAAGAUGCUGGUGCUGUACCCUUCGUAAAGACCAACCUGCCCACCACCCUCCUAUCCUUCGAAUCUACCAACGACGUGUGGGGUCAGUGCAAGAACCCGCACAACGACAAAUACUCGCCAGGUGGCUCUACGGGUGGAGAAUCGGCAUUGUUGGCUUUUGGUGGUAGUCGCAUUGGCAUCGGGUCAGAUGUCGCUGGCUCGGUACGCGCUCCCGCCCACUUCUCUGGCUGCUACUCGAUACGAUGUUCGACAGGGCGAUGGCCGAAGGUGGGCAUGAAUACAAGCAUGGCAGGUCAAGAAGCUAUACCUUCCGUCUUUAGCCCCAUGGCACGGACAUUGAACGACUUGACCUACUUCACGCGCAGUUUCAUUCAAAUGAAGCCCUGGAAAUACGAUUAUACUGUCCAUCCGCUGGAAUGGAGAGAGGAUAUCGAGACUGAGUUCAGGGAGAAGAAGAAGCUACGUAUAGGCGUUAUGCGAACCGAUCACGUCGCAGACCCUUCACCGGCAUGCGCACGCGCCCUAGACCAAACAGCCAAAGCACUCGCGGCGGAAGGCCACGAAGUCUUCGAUGUUGAGCCUCCAUCACCAUAUGAAGCUUUGCAGUUAGCCUCCCAACUCCUCCUCAGCGACGGUGGCAACACAUUCAUGGGUCAUUUCCGAACCGGAGAAUGGAACGACCUUGGCGCGGCGCAAUUGGUCUACUAUAUGCGCCUACCUCGCUUCAUCAAGUACAUGCACUACCUGUACGUAAAGUACGUCAAGGGUGAUGACAUUUGGGCUGGCCUACUACGAGACUGGCAUCCAAAGUCCGCACACGAGUACUGGCAACUAGCCGGCAAGCGUGAGGCGUACAAAGCAAAUUUCUAUAAAUGGUGGUCUGAGGAAGCUAACAUGGAUGUCAUGCUCACUCCACCCAACGCGACGCCUGCCGUGCCUCAUGGUGGUAUGCAUGAUGCUGUUAGUAGCUGUGGUUAUACUUUCAUGUUCAACCUGCUCGACUACUCUUCUGGAAUCAUCCCAGUGACACACGUUGAUCCUGCCAAAGAUGCAUUACCACCAGACUUCAACGUCAGGAAAUUGAAUGGUGUCGCACAGGGCGCGUACAAGCACUACGACGUGGAGAAGAUGGCUGGUCUGCCUGUGGCUGUACAAGUCGUAGGAAGGAGGCUGGAGGAGGAAAAAGUACUCGCUAUCAUGGAGAGAGUGGAAGACGCACUAGAUAAGCAUGGCGGUCGAUACCAGUUACUAGAAGUUGAUUGA
Alternaria atra is the source of this 1695-nucleotide messenger RNA. RefSeq lists its product as uncharacterized. Gene Ontology annotation, molecular function: amidase activity; fatty acid amide hydrolase activity. The transcript has 3 exons. The record is from RefSeq and is a predicted model, not a curated record. Gene Ontology annotation, biological process: fatty acid catabolic process. Bases 1 to 1695 code for a protein of 564 amino acids. Lineage: Eukaryota; Fungi; Ascomycota; Dothideomycetes; Pleosporales; Pleosporaceae.